UCUGUUUUGAUUGCACAAUGUCGACGUCUCCAGAGUUACCUUCUACCAGAGAUGACCUCGUGGCGAGACAAAAGAAAGAGUCGAAAGACUUGAUCGCCACCGUCACUGGCAUGAAGAAACAGGCUACCAAGAAGACAAGAAAGGCUGUUCUUCAGAGAAUCCAAGAAUUGCAAGACAAUCUUGAUAGAAAGCACAAGGAAGAACUUCAACAGCUUGACUCUGUAUCUAACACUGAUAUCAAUGCAGAAGAUGAUGACGAAUUUUCUCCAGAACAAUUACUAGCCCAAAUGGAAAUCAAAGACGAAGCUCCUGCUGAAUCAACAGAGCCUACACCACCAACCCAGCCUAAGGCUAAGAGAAAUAGACAGAAAGAAAGACUUGAAAGACGAAAAGCAGAAAUCGAAAAGAUCAGAGAAGAAGCUGCUCUUGAAGCUGCUGAUACUGUUGACUACAGAAAGAUUGAAAUUGAGUCCAUGGACAAAUUACUCACAUUGAACAACUUGAAGCUACAUGAAAUCAAACCUGACGGUCACUGUUUGUUCGCUUCCAUCCAAGAUCAAUUGCUAGUACGACAUGAAGAACAAACAACAAUUCAAGGUCUUCGUCAAUUGGCUGGUGACUACAUGUUGGCAAACAGAGACGACUUCACUCCUUUCCUCUUUGAUGAAAAGACAUUCGAAUUGAGAGAUAUCGAACCCUACGUUGAAGAAUUGGUCUCCACUGCCAUGUGGGGUUCUGAUAUGGAAAUCUUAGCCCUUUCAAAACACUUUGAUUGUCCAAUUAGUAUUUAUAUGGCUGGCGCUUCAACACACAAAAUUAACGAACUGGGGCAUAACAGCGAAUUGAAAUUGGGAUUCUACAAGCACUCCUUUGGAUUGGGAGAGCAUUACAAUUCGCUCAGGGAUAUAUAGAGAUUUUGAUAGAUUUUUGUUAGAUUGUGUAUCAUAGAACGACUCUUGGAG
Molecule: messenger RNA, 962 nt
Organism: Scheffersomyces stipitis CBS 6054
Lineage: Eukaryota; Fungi; Ascomycota; Pichiomycetes; Serinales; Debaryomycetaceae
Exons: 1
Coding region: 18-911 (297 amino acids)
Biological process (GO): protein deubiquitination
Molecular function (GO): cysteine-type deubiquitinase activity
Source: RefSeq, a predicted model, not a curated record